AUGAAAGCAGUGGUAUUCAAGGGACCGGGGAAGGUGGUGAUUGAAGACAGGCCGAUUCCGAAGAUUCAGGAUGCGGGGGAUAUCAUUGUGAAAGUUGAAAAGACCGCGUUGUGCGGCAGUGAACUGCACGUCUUCCGCGGUCAUCAACCAUCUGGUACCGAUUUUGUAAUGGGUCAUGAGUUUACCGGCCACGUUCACGAAGUAGGUUCAUCGAUUAAGAACUUCAAAGUCGGCGAUCAUGUUGUCUCGCCAUUCACAACUUCCUGCGGCGAAUGUUUCUAUUGCACCCACGGCUUCUCUUCCCGAUGCGUCAAGUGCCAGCUCUUUGGUUGCCCCGCCCUAGAUGGUGGCCAGGCGGAAUACGUCCGCAUCCCUCUUGCCGACUCUACGGCUGUCAAAGCACCCCCAGGCAUCAAAGAUGAGGCCUUGGUUCUUAUGGCAGAUAUCUUCCCAACAGGCAUGUUCGCAGCGAAGAACGGUUUCCAAUACUCCACGCCCGAGGAAAUCAAGGACAGUGUCGUUGUGCUUAUUGGCUGUGGCCCCGUAGCUCUCUGCGCACUCUGCAACAUCACCGACUACAAGCCAAAACACAUUCUCGCCGUCGACUCGGUUCCCUCUCGUCUGGAACUUGCCAAGUCCCUCGGUGCGGAACCCUGGAAUUUCCAGACUGAUCGUGAGGGCCUGGAUAAGCGUGUCAAGGAGCUCACAGACGGUCGCGGUGCAGACAUUGUCAUUGAAGUUGUUGGUCUCUCACCUGCGCUUCGAAUGGGGUAUGAAUUGAUCCGACCAUGGGGUGUCAUCAGCUCUGUCGGUGUGCAUAAUGGUGAGAUACCCUGGACAGGAAACGAAGCGUACAACAAGAACGUCCGGAUUCAGAUGGGAAGGUGUCCAGUGAGAAGCGUGUUUGAAGACGCUUUGGACAGCCUGAAGAGGCAUCAGGAUAAGCUUGGAUUCAUGGCUGAUAAGAUCAUGCCAUUGAGCGAGGCCGUUGAGGGCUACGACUUAUUCGAUAAGAUGAAGGUGCAGAAGGUUGUUUUCGAGGCACAAAACCUCGAGACUUUCGAUACGUUCUCCUCACCUUCCCCACUACACCUAGAUCUCGUCUCCGUCUCCACGACCCACCUUCUUCUCUCCGCUUCCCCAGGCCAUCUCCACAACAUGUCCUCAGAAGAGCCCCAACCCGGUCCUGGUCAGGAUGCCAGCCGCGUCGCCGAUCAGCUGGAUCGCCUCAACAUUGAUGGUGAGGGCGAGGUGGUCCCGCGUACCGAAGAGGAGUACGCCGAGUCGCAGCUCACCCUGCGAGCCAUUGUUUCGUCCAAGGAGGCUGGAGUCAUUAUUGGCAAGGCAGGCAAGAACGUCGCUGACCUGCGCGACGAGACUGGCGUGCGCGCCGGUGUCAGCAAGGUCGUGCAAGGAGUUCACGACCGUGUCCUCUCCGUUACUGGCAGCCUCUCUGGUAUCGCCAAGGCAUAUGGCCUAGUCGCCAAAGGACUGCUCGAGGGCGCUCCUGCCAUGGGCAUGGGCGGCGUUAUCCGCACGGAUGGCACUCAUCCCAUCCGCCUGCUCAUCUCGCACAACCAAAUGGGCACCAUCAUUGGUCGCCAGGGCCUGAAAAUCAAGCAGAUUCAGGAUGCUUCCGGCGUUCGCAUGGUCGCACAGAAGGAGAUGCUUCCCCAGUCUACCGAGCGCAUCGUCGAAGUCCAAGGAUCGCCGGCCGGUAUCGAGAAGGCUAUCUGGGAGAUCGGCAAGUGCCUCAUCGAUGACCACGAGCGUGGCUACGGCACUGUCCUCUACAACCCUGCCGUCAGGGUUCAGCCUGGUGCUGGCCCGGUCCCACUGUCCAACGGCGGUGGCGCACCUAGUGGUGGUAUGGGCGGACGCUCGUACAACCGCACUGGUCACGGCGCUGAUUUCAGUGAUUCGCCCCCUGCCUUUUCCCGACGAUCUGGCUCCGAUGCUGCCAGCAGGCCCCCGCCUCCAACGCAUACCGAAGAUGGCGAAGAGAUGCAGACUCAGAACAUUAGCAUCCCAUCUGACAUGGUCGGCUGUAUCAUUGGACGCGGCGGUAGCAAGAUCAGCGAGAUCCGCAAGACCUCCAACGCCCGUAUCUCCAUUGCCAAGGCACCCCAUGACGAUACUGGCGAGCGCAUGUUCACCAUCACUGGUAGUGCCAGUGCUAACGAGAAGGCGCUCUAUCUCCUCUACGAGAACCUGGAGGCCGAAAAGAUGCGCCGCAGUCAGGCCCAGGAGUAG
This is a messenger RNA of Alternaria atra, 2253 nucleotides long. RefSeq lists its product as uncharacterized. The record is from RefSeq and is a predicted model, not a curated record. Lineage: Eukaryota; Fungi; Ascomycota; Dothideomycetes; Pleosporales; Pleosporaceae. Gene Ontology annotation, molecular function: RNA binding; zinc ion binding; oxidoreductase activity. The transcript has 7 exons. The coding region runs from base 1 to 2253 and encodes 750 amino acids.